Messenger RNA from Cinara cedri, 19692 nucleotides. NCBI's taxonomy places the organism in Eukaryota, Metazoa, Arthropoda, Insecta, Hemiptera, Aphididae. The record is from the annotation of a GenBank genome assembly.
AGUUUGGCAUCGGAUGACGCGCUCUUUCGUUAAUCGGACACUCCGGUCAUCCCUGCUGAUGCAAACCUGCAAUUCAAUUUAAAUCAUCAUCAUAUCGUAUCGUGUCCGAAGAGCGUUAUUAUUUACGCGUCAUUUUUUUUUUAAAUUUGUUGUUUUUUUUUUUUUAUCGUUAUUAUUUAUUAGAAAAAAAAUUUCCUCUCCCCGCGACGAUCCACGGUGGCACCAGCAAACAACAAUAACAACAACAACAACACGGGCAAUAAAAAGAUAAAUCCAAUAAUAAUAAUUAUUAUUGUUAUUUUUCCGUCUCGUGUUGCGGACCGAGUAACCGUCCUCGCAGUACGUUUGCAGAGGCCGCAGUCGCAUGCAUUAAGUCCGACCGACGAUUCACCGUUCAGACGCCGCCGCAGUCGUCGUCAUCGUCACCACACAGCCGUCGUCCCGCGUCGCCACUGCCGCGUGCCACUGUUGUCGCCGCAGCGGACCCGCGUUGACGAAAUUUUGCGACCCGACGUACAGUAACGGGCACCGCGAUUGAUCUGAAAGGUGUGGCGGGUGGUGAUCCGCACCACCCGCACAACAUUUUCCCGGCACUGUUUUCCAGGCAGCUGAACUUCAACAACGGGUCACACCAUCACGGCGGCACGGCCCACACGUCUUCGGGUGAGUGUCCAAUUGCUAUAACGCGUCAUCGUGGAUAAUAAUGAUAAUACUAAUAAUAAUAUAUAUGAGUACUACCCAAAGGUUAUAAUAUUACAAUAUCAUGCGUUAGAUAUUUUUCACUUUGUCAUAAUUGCACACGAAACAGCAUUUAUUAUAAUAUAAUAUUACGCUAUAUCUAUGUCAAGUCUCGUAAUUUAUCCGAAAUUGUAAUUCUCUUGAUAUUAUCCAGCCAUACAUAUGCGAAACUAUAUUGUGUGGUACAUUUGAUUUUGUGUAUUCACUGUACAGAAUCGUCGUUUGUAAAGCGAUAUCUUAUAUUUUCAAUAUUUUCAAAAUAAACGCGUAUCUGUGACUAUCCUUAUUGAUUUUCAAAUGAUUGUUGAUUUUCUAACUUGGAUGCAAAUAGAGAACAUAAUGUAGGUAUAUUACAAUAAUAACGUUGUUAUAACGGGAUAAUUAUAGAAGUAUAUCACUCGUGUGAGUUAUGCAGAGUUUAAGAUUUUGGACGGAUGAAUACGACUAUCUAUAACGCUCGAACACGAAUAUGUAGUCUAUUGGUAACCUUGCCCCUAUCUUGCCUCAUUCGGUCUAAAUCCUUGAGCGCGACGUUGAACGAAGGUAAAAUCAUGUCUAAUAUCUCGCGCGUUCUAUAGUCCGCGGAAUUCCAAUAGUUCGGGUAACCGUAAGGUUGUCCACGAAAAUGUGUAGAGCGGGGCGAAUUGAAAAUACUUAUUCCUCUUUUUUCAUUUGUAUCGUUAUUUAUUUAUAUAUUUAUAAUAAUAGGCUUGUGCUCAUAUAUUAGCAUAAUUACAAGUUAUUGAAAUUAUAUUAAGUUACAAGAAAAAUUAUAAAUUAGGUAUAAAAAAUAUAUUUGAUUCGAAGAGGAGAAAAGUGUUGGUUUAAUAUACAAAAAAUAUUAAGAACAAAAGAAGGAAGGGUUGGAAUUGGCAGUAGUCAUAAGGCAGAUAAUUGGCUCAUUGAGUUCGUAAUUAGUAGAAUUAUAUUGUAUAAGGGUGAAAAAUCAAGGGGGUCAAAUACUUCUACUUUUCCACCCUCCUGCUUGACGCAUUUAUGAGUAACCGUAUUGAACUUUAGAAGCUUCAUAUGAUUUACACCACGCGCAUAUCUCCGUUCAACACAAAACAUUUGAUUCGUUUGGUUUUAUUAAUAAUAAACAAUGUUAACGAGAUUAAUUCUUGGGCUCGGGAUCGCAAUAUUGAAUAAGUUCUGUUCGGGUUCGUCGUCUCUUUGUGCGUCUCAGCCGAUGAUUUGUCACUAUUUCGUAUGUUUAUAAUUUUCAAUUGGUUACGUAAUUCGUUGUCAAGUCGAAGCAGCUAUUAUUACACGUCACGCGGAUCAAAGACAUAUAGUUUCACUUAUAACUAAAAAAUACGAAUAAACCGUGUGCAAUAUUUCACGCCAUAUUGCAGAUUUAUCCAAACGUUUGAUACCGUUUUAAUAUUAUUUAUAAUGUUGCAGCUGCAACUGGCUGCGAACUUAAAGACUUUACGUAAUAUUGUUGUCAAGAAAUUUCUCUACAAUAUUUAUAAAUUAGAUAUAACGUAAAGUUCGGUAAUUUUUAAAGUCUUCGAACAUGGAAAAUAAACCCGAAAACUCCAAGAAACUUCAACGGCCCCCUCUCCAGGACUAAAUUAUUGAGAACUUUUCCUUGUGCAACAACAUGGUGAAUACCAUAUUGAAAUUCAAUUCAAAUUUUAUCUCUUCAAUUCGUUUAUAAAAUAACUCUAACUUCCCAGUUUGAGCUCAGUUGGUUCAGAGGGGCCCACUAAAAUUGUAUAAAUGGAAAAUAUAAAUGUAUCACGGAUACCACUAGUUAUUAUUUUCAUGGAAUAUUUGACUAAAUAGGAUAAAUAAUUUUAAUUUGGAAAAUUAAUGUUAAAAAAAAUCACUCGUGUUAACAGAGUUACGUAACUCUAUAACAUUGUACGUACUAUAGUGUUUAUUUUUGUAAGAUUGGAAUAUUCUUUGCGAAACUCAAUAGUAGUACAAAAAUACACAAUUUACAAUACUACUUACAUAAAAAAAAGAAAAAUUGUCAAAUCUGAUUAAAAAAUGACAAGGAUUUAAAGUUGAAUUUCUCAAAAGGCACAUCUUUGAUACUAACGCUAUCAUUUACAAAAUGUAACCCCUCCUGAAUUCAUUUAAGGAUUCUGUAGGGAUGUAUAAAGCUAUAAAAAAACUUUUCCAUCCGAAACCAUUGUUAAAUUCGUAUAAAUCAAAUAUUUACUUAUUGAAAUUCAACCAAAUUCUUAUCACUUUGUUCAAUCCACUUACACAACUACUCUAGUUCUAGCGUUUGAGCUCAAUUUUGGCCUAGAAAUGUCCAAAAGUAGUGAGAUGACUUAGACUUUGACGCUCAAUGAUUUGACAAAUUUAUUUUUGCUAUUUUGCACCCCGAGGAUACAUAAAGUUAUGUACGUUCUUAGAACAUGUCUGCGGGGCAGUUAUAAUAAUACAGUUUUAACAAAUGUAAAACGUUGCCGUGUUUCAGGUAAACUGAUGAUGGACGAUCUGCGACCCGGUCUGGGAGGUAUAUUAGGGUUGAUGGACCACGAUCACCAUCAUCAUCACCUGCACCAUCACCAUCCGACGGCGGUGCACGCGGAAAAACAGCGCGUGUCCAAAGGGGCCAGUGAUUCGUCCAACGAGCUCGGCUCAUUGUACGGUCUGCCGGUCAACGCGGCCGGCGACUCAUCUCAUCACAACACGCCGUCGCCCGGACGAGGAUCGCUAGCCGAACAGAACAGUAUGUAGUAAACUCUAGAUCAAACGGUUUAUCACACGAUUAUUAUGGUCGAACGUUUUAUAAAAUGCCAUAGAAUUACCUGUGACUACUCGGUGUAUUUUAUGUGUUAUAUGUGUCGAGCAUACUACUUUUGUGACUCGAAAUUUAAAUCGUUGACUUUUUAUUAUUUAUAUUCGGUAUUGUCAAAGGAUCCCACGGUGUCUGUUUUCCAAAUUUUCUCCUACUGAAAAAAAAAAGACUGACAUACUUUGCAUGGGUGCAGCUGUUGUAGGUGAAAAGUUGGGUAAACCAUUACUUACUAAAAAUGAUUCUGAGCGGUGUUCAGUUGAUAGUGAUGCUUUGUCAACAAUAUAUAUGUCAUAUUACGAUAAAAUAAUUAAGUAGGCGUUAUAUAUUUUCUUUAAUAAUAAUGUAACGAUUUUCCCGGUUUUUAACAUUUGCUGGGAAAACUCUUGAAAAAACCGAAAAUUAAUCUCUUUAAAGCACCUACCCAGUCAGAUUUACUUUUAGAAAAAAUCCCAUCAUUGUAAAUCAGAACAAAAUGCUGGUAGAAAAGUUGUCUACAGAAAAAAAAAAAAAUCAUAGUAUUUUACUAAUAUAUUUCGUAUAUUUUCCCAUUUUUUCUCACUUUUUUUUUUCUAUUAGGAAAACUGCCGGGAAAAUCAAAAAAUGACUUACCGAAGUAGCACCCUAGAAAAUUUCGUUUCAGAUAAAAAAUCUUCAUCGUAUACAUCGGAGUAAGCUUUCUGCUGGAAAGUAUUAACAUAAAAAAAAAAAAAUAAUAAUAAAAAAUAAACAUUUCUGUAAAACCAAUACAUUCUUCGUUACACUCUGAAUCUAAAAGAAGAAAAAAAAAUGUUUACAAUUAUAAAAUAAAUUAUCUAUUAACGAAUCGGAUACCGAGUGUUAGCCGAACAAUAAUUUACAUACAUACCGGGCGGUAUAGGACGUAGGCGGUCAGGUAGGUACUGAAUAAAUAUUAAGUCUACACCUUUUAUAACGAUAAGACAAAUACACUAAUCUACUGCGUUCUUACGGACGAAUAUGACGGCAAUUAUCGGGGUAACGUAUUGACUUUAAAUUAGUAUACCAUUGCUUUUUUAAUUGGUAAAUAACAACAUUUUAUAUGGGGGCUUAUAUUAUAUUAGACUCCGAUUUUUCAUUGAAGACGUAUGCAAUUAGUUGACAAUAAAAAAAUUUAAAAUUGACUUUAUCCAAAGAUACGACGCAAAUGUAUAGAAAGUUUUUUUCUUGCCGACACGCAAAUAAUCAUCGAAAUCUGACUAUUCAGCGUGGUACGAGUGAUUUUUCCGUUAAACGAUUAUUCUGAGCCAAAAAUGCUCAUAAAUAGUCAUAAAAAUUGAUGAGAAACUCGAACUAUCGAUAAAGAUUUGUUUUUCAACAACUAGAGUUUUCGAUUAUAAAUGUAUAUUCUAUAAAAUAUUGUUCGAUCACUUCUUUUUCAAACACUGACCUAGCACCGGAUCCCGGUCGUAUUUUCGCCGUAUUAAAAUAUAUUUGUCAUCGAUUCUUUCGUUUUUAUAUACGAGAAUUAUUGCGAAUUGCUUGGUAUUCAAAACUGCGACCAAUAAUAUAUUUUAUGAAAAUUCUCGGGUUCGUUUUAGUGAACCAAUUAAAUUUCGGCCGACAUUGUCGUCGGUUUUACCGUAUAAUAUAAUCGGCAACACACAGCGUAAGCAUUUUUUUCAAAUGAAUUUUGCGUUAUCGCAAAAAUCAUAAAUAAAUAAUAAAUUAAUUUAUUGUUAUCAGGACGCAAUAACCGUUAAUAAACUUAGUUUAAAAACUAAACAAACAUAGAUUGAAAAAAAAACCAACCAUUUAAUUUGUAAAAUGCAUGUUAAAACUCAAAACGGAUUACACGCGAUAUACACAAUUCAUGGAAAGGCCGUUCGAGUAUACAAUGGGAAAUAAACAAAUGUUGAAAUACUUCGCAUCGUAUGUGUGCUACUGUAGUAAAUGGGGAGUUGGGAAUCUAAGGUGAUUAAGUUUAUAAUUUGUACGUGACGAUAAAUCAAUAUGCUAACGUAAAACGUUUCUGAUCAUUAUAACCUGCGGAAUCAUAUAUUAUGCACUUCCUGACGCCACAAAUUUGCAACUACUUCCAAAGUUGACGAUCGGAGCAAGAUUUCUGGUAGACAAUAGUUGUGAACAGAUAGAAAAAAAUCAUCGUGGUAAAACUAAUACAUUAUUGUUCAUCACGCUCUGGAAUCUAAAAUACUGUUUGAUUUUUGAGUGCCUUAUAAUCCUGGUUCCUUCUAAAUAAUGCGGUCCACGUAUUGUGUCAAAUCUCGAAUACCUCUACAUUUUAAAACCGUCUUAUUCUGCCAGGAAUGUAGGAGUUGAAUAUUUGAUUAUUUAUGUAAAAUAACGGCAGUAUAUACUUGAAUUUGAAUUUCCAAUUUAUGUGCGAAUCGUCAGAUUUCUUUAAUUAACUUCUCACAUAAAAUAAUAUAAAUUAUAAUAUUACGUUAACACAUAUUAAAAUUACUACGCGACUGUCAAAUAUAUAAACAACUCAAUAUACAUUAUUUAUCUAUAUAAUAUUUAUGUUUUAGAAUUUCGCAUAGUAACGCAGAAUAUGUAGAUUCCUAUAUUAUAAUAUUAUUAAUGGCACUAAUAUAAAACAAAAAAUGUAAUUUUAUAUGGUAAACUCAUUUUUUUACGUUCGGUAAUUAUAAUUAUCUUAUCUCUAACUAGGAAAUUAUUUUUACUCGUAAAUUACGUAUAAAAUAUGAGCUGCAUUAAAGGGGUCGGAAACGGUUAGCAAAAUUUUCUUCAAUUUUAGAAAUUUAAAAAUUAUUUUAUUCCUUUAGUUUUCACAUUACCGAUAAUACUCUUCCACUAAACUAUUGCCCGAUCGACACUCAAUUUAAGAAGAAUGGGUACGGUCGUUUUUAUGGACGAAUACGACAUUUUUCAUCAAUAAGCGAUGGAAAAUUAGAUGUAUUUCCCAAAGUUCGAUUUCGAUUAUAAAAGUAUGCAUGGACAUUUUGAUAAAUUUUCUAGCUUAUUUAGGAAGUCAAAAAAGAAUGAAUACACAUAGGUUGAUAUUGAGAAAAAGAGACAUACAACUAGUGGAUGGACUAAUCAUGAAAACAUUUUUACUCCAUAAUGUGCUAUUAUCAAUUUGAAAUUUGAAAUUAUAAUCACAAAUUAUCAAUAAAUUAAUUAUAACUGUAUUCUACAGUAUUUGAUAACGUAUAUUUAUAUCUAUGGAAUAAAAAAAUAACAAUAUAUCAUUAUUGAGUGGUAUAUCCAAUUGGAUGUUUUUGAUAAUAUAUAAUUGUAAUAUCUAUGAUUGAGAUUAAAUACAAAUGUAAUACGGUUAUUUGACGGAAUUUUCAAAAAUAAUAAAUUUAUUUUGGAGGUCUUCAAAAAUGAAAAUUGAAAAUCGAUUUCUUUUCGAAUAAUCUAAAACAUUUGUCAAUAGAUUCAUAUUUAUUUAAAAAAUUUAAAUCGGGCAUUGGGAAGUAUAUCUAAUUUUUCACCUCUUAUUGGCUUAAAAGGAAUAGAAAAUAGAUGUGUUUAAAAUAGAAAAUUAUAAUAUUAAUAUACAUACUCGUAUAGGUGCAUUAUAAUAGAUAUUAAUUGUUGUAUAUUGAUAUUGCAAAAAGUGAAUUUCUAUGUAUCAAUUUUCAAAACAUUUCAAGUAUCUCUUUGAAUAUAAAUUGCAUAAGUAUAUAUACAUUAUAGACGUAUUCACGUAGUAAUCGUCGUUUUUUUUUAUUUUUCAAAUUUAUAUGGAAAUAGGUAGCUAUACCGUUCAAAACGAUUUCGUACAUUCUGUGUACGAAGUUCGCCAUACAUAUUGUUAUGUAUAUAUAUACUCGUAUACUAUUAUUUUCUUGAAUAUAAAUUACUAAAAUUCAAGAGGUUUUCACUGUCUAAAAUUUAUCUUUUUGAUGUCGAGCGCUCCACGAAAACCUGUAGGGGUACAAUAAACCGCGUUUUAAUUGAAAAUCUAACUCUCUAAAACGUGUACAGCCAAGUCACGAAUACAGUCAAAAGAGCUAAAAGACGAUGAAUUCAAUAUAAUAAUACUAUAAUGAAAAUAAUUACCGUUAUAGUUUACAGCAAUUACUUAAGUAAAUGAGUAUUUUAAACGAAAACCCCUGUAUAGAAUACAUAGAAGAACAUAUUAAAAUAAUAGUUAUACUUAUUAGAUCUUAGAUAAUAUUAUCUUUUGCCGAGAGUACACGGAGAAAAACAUGUAUGCACUUCACGCGAAUAUUAGAACAAUAAAUUAUAUGUAUAAUUACUAUAAAACAAUUUUAUGACCGUUGAUGCGUAAAUAAGGUGUUUUCCAAAAUUUAGCGAUAUCCAAUUGAAAUGAUGUAUGUAUCUUUUUCAAAAAUUCAACGUUUCCAAUUAAAUUUAUAUCUGAUCCAGCGUUCAAUUUUACCAAAUUGUUUGAUUAUUAUUUCUUAUCAGUUCUCAUUUGUUCUGAUUUGCCAUAAUUUAAAUUUAUGUCCAGGAUAAGGUGCCUAAAUUUUACUUGAUAAUAUAGGGAAAAUAUUGGAAACAUAAGAUCAUGUUCCAUUAUUUAACACUAAAUAUGCAUCAACUGAUGUUCAAUAACUUCUCAACAGAUCCAUCAUCUAGUGACAUUUUGGAAGGCAAUAUUAUAAUAAUAACAAUAACAAUUAAAGAAAAAAAAAAUCAAAUAUAUUAAUUUGUUUUUUUUUUUUUAUCAAUUCCAGCGCCCGAGGGAGCGUUUAAAAAAUUGAAAACCGAACCUUUGACAUCGGUGGGCAGCAUAAGCGCCAGUCAUUCCGGACACACGCCCACUACUGCGACGUGUCCUACUCCUGCAAGACGAAGACACCGUACGACUUUUACUCAAGUCAGUAUAAUUGAUUAUAAUUAUUAUAUCUAUUAUAACUGUCUUACACGUCGUUGACUGUGGCAAACUAAAAUGUCCCCGGAUGUAACUCCUUAUCCCUGAUUUCACCUCCUUCUAGCCAACCACUUCUUCAAUGUAAUAUUUUUAAAUUCUCCGAUUUUCGGGGUUUUCCUUGGAAAUUUGCCAGAAUUAGGAUUCUAUUAUAUGUUAAACUGUUCGUUUGCAGGAACAGCUUGCCGAACUCGAGGCCGCUUUCGCCAAGUCACAUUACCCCGACAUUUAUUGCAGGGAGGAAUUAGCGAGAAGUACAAAACUCAACGAAGCCAGAAUACAAGUAAGUUCGACAGAUGUAAAAAUUUUAAAAUAUUAUAAUAUAUACACAUACGAACUGGGUGCGUGAAUCGGAGUCAGAUCUGACGGAGAACAUUUAGGGCAUCGCUCCGAUCCUAAUGCUUUAAGAGAUUCUGAGAGAACGUAAAGUAUAACCAUAUAUUGGGUAUUAAAAGACGAUGGAAUUAAAUACAAUUUUAUCAAUGCGUUUAAUAAAAAUAUUUUACGUGGAUAAAAGUUUAAGGAAUUCAUGAAUGUAUUUCGGGAAGAUUUUGUUUAAAAAUAGAAAAAUAAAGUGGGUGUAAACAUAUAUUACAGUAUUGGUUAGGUUAGGUUAAGUUAAGUACAGGACUUGCAAGGAAUUUAUUUUAUUCGUUUUCUGAAUGAUUGAAUUAAAAAAAAAAAGUAAUAAUAAUUUAUCUUAUUACGAAUUUAGUACUAGAACCGUUUGGGAUUUUACUAAACAAUUAUGUGUUCAUAUACUCAGUAAACAAUUUUACAAUUAGGUCGGUCUUGUUUGGUGGCUUUAAGUAAAUAAAUUUGGCGGUGAAUGACGAUAUUCGGAAAACUUUUGUUUAAUGUAAUCUUUGUUAUUAAUGUUUUAAUAAUCAAUUGAUAGAUACAUUAUUAUUAUUAAUUACUUUAUGAAACAUAAUCCAUAAUUCAUUAUUAAAUUAUUAUUUGUUUACUAAUUCACAUUUACAUUUUUUUACAUUUUGUGAGUUUUUAAAACCUGAAAAUUAAAAAAUAUAUCUAGAUAAAAAUGAGGUUAUCUUAUAUUUGAUUUAGAUAAGAAUAUGUUUAGAUUUGUUUAUUAUAUCAUCUAGAUAAAUGUUCAAUGUCAGUGAAUAGUACUUGAUGGAAAAAUGAUAAGAACCGCUUUCGGAAAUCCGAUCUGAUUGCAUAUUAACACACUGCACACGAAAUAAAAUAUUAUCCAUGAUUUCGCAUAACAAAUCAGUGUUUAUUUUCGAUUAAUUUCCUUCAUUAGCUUUGCCAAGAGUCAAAGGCUUCAGCUUCAAGAUAUUAUUUAUCCUUAUCAUUUUCGAGCAACUUUAAUGGUAAAUCUAUCCCGAUCAAUGUAUUGUCUAUUAUCUUAUUUAGAUAAUUUUAAAGUUAUCUUUGCACAACAUUGUCCCUCCUCUGAAAAUUACCUGACGGGCGCUUAUAACGCUCUCCUCUCCGGCUUGUGGACUGAUCGACGAUAAUAAUUAUACGUAGGUAAUUACGUAUUCACGAUAUGUAUAUUCUAAACGGUUCGUUGGGGCACGUCGUCGUACAUAUAGGUAUAUAAAAAUAAUAAUAAAUUUGUUAUUUUUGUUGUUCUAGCGGAACUUUUGUUUUGUUUUUCGGAUAAUGAAACAUGUGACAGAUAACCGCAUUUGAAUGUCUCAUUUACAUACAUUAUAUACCUAUAUAUUAUUCCCGCCAAUUACUAGAUUACACCUGUAUAGAUGUAUCGGUACCGUCGUCGAAUCGGCAUGCGCCACAUGGAUGAAUAAAAGACAACUAGGCAACAGCACUGGGUGACGGCUGUCGUUGACGGCAGCCGGUAUUUUAGUUCCGGGAGGAGGAGGGGAAUGAUAGCACACCGACCUACCAAAAAUCAUUGACAUAUUAAAUAAUGUGCAUGUUAUCGGAUACCGAAAUUAAAGUUCUUGUUACAAAAAAUACUGAUGACAAAUCACUGCAGAUUACUAUUUACUACCCACAUUAUUGACCUACUAAAGGAGUUUUGAGGAACUUAAACUCAUAUCUACAUUAGUAUCUAAUUGAAACCAGUGCCACUGUUUUCUGCGGAAGCAUUCCUAGAUAGCGUUUCUGGGUGUAUAAUUAAAUUAAUUUCCGAUGUGUUAUAAAAUCUAUGAAAAAAUGAAAGCUCGUGUUAGAUUUUUAGAAAUGCGCCUCUGGUGGUCUUAAAACCGGUUUUGUAUACGAUAAAUUUAAAAAUAUCAAGAUAAAGAUAGAUUGCGAGAGUAAUUAGAUGAAAAUAAAAGAUGCGUAACAAUUUAAUUAUCCAGAUAAAGAUAAAUAAUUAGCAAUUUUUUAUCUGGAUAGAAAAAUAAAAAUUGUUCAUAACCUAUCAUAAAUCUAAGUGCUCAAAGUAGUAAAAGUGUACCAUAUUUGAUACACGUCUAGACUUCAUAAACGUUGUGCGAUUAAUGUAAUAACAUUAUAAUAAGUAUGAAUUUAUUAAUAAAUUAAAUUAAAUAUUAAACCUUUUAUUAAGUGCCGUAAAGUGCUUUAUGGAUUUGUCCAUAUCUAUGUCUGCUCGUACCUCGCACAUGGUUGCGAAUUUCGAAAAGCGGUUUUGACUAAACGAUUAAUUAGGCAUUAAAGAAGGCUUCUGUUAAUUUUCCAGUUUAAUCGGCUAAAACUUAAAGUUGUUUAAUUUGUCGGGCCAUUACGAAACCUCGAUAUUAACGGCGGUUUGUAUUGGUUUAUUUCUAAUAAACUGUAUAAAUUUCGGUUUAAAAAGAUUUAUCCAGAUAAUACACGUUUAUCUAUCUCUCUAUCUAUCUAUAUAUAGACGAUUCUAAAUAUUUAUCGUUUGUUUAUAUAGAUACGAUAAAUGAUUUUAUUUAUCUAGAUACAUUUGAACCAGACAAACACGAUUGACCAUAGAAUAUUUUAUGCGACGUUAUAUUAUACAUUCAAAAAGAAAUUUUGUAAUUUAUUAUUUUCACGUAUUAAUACAUGCCAAGAUACCAAACUUAUCCGAGCUACGAGCAGAGUUAAAAUGUAUCGAUUAAUACAUUUAGUGAAUAAAGCAAUAAAUAUAAAUUUGUUUUAUUAGUAAUACUGAUCGCAAUAAAGGCGACAUUUUAUUGCAUUAAAGUUGUAAAUUAACUGUUCUAAAAUUAUUAUAGAAAUAAUUCAAUUUAUGUAGUUUAUGUUCAAUCACCUGGACCUUCGCAUAAGUCGAUGCGUUAAAAAAAGUUUUUUAAGAUAUUAUUAGUAUGAAAUAGUACAACUAUUUUCUAACCCGUAUACUAUAUUUUUGUAUUAUAUCGUAACCAUUCAUUUUUUGUAUAGUAUAAAAUGCAUAAUUGUUUAACGUGGCAAAUGGCUCAUAAUAAUUGUUUUUGCUCAAUCGUCAGAAGGUUAUCGUAUGUAUUUCUAAAACCUUUAACACGCCGACAAGUGACGUUAGACCGAGGGGAAUUUCCGUCCGCGGAACAAAAUGUUAACGUACAAUAUGCGAAAGGGGAAUUUUGUGUCUUUGUGGGAAUUUCUUUACGUUUCUUAUUUAAAUAAUUAUUAGUUCAAUAUAUUGCAUAAAGUCACACGAUAAUAUAUUAUUUCGGUGUAUUUUAUAUUGAAAAUAAUAUGAUAGUACGUUUAAAUUUUAACGAGAGGUAUAUUAGGCAUCCGCGGUGCACUAUUGACGAAUAAUGGAGAAAUAUCGCGUCGGUCAAUAAAAUCGACGAAGAGGUUAUUUUCUCCGAUAAGAACUAUAUGUUCUGUGAUUAACAGUGCGGCGGACGGAGCGAAUUUGUCGGCCGGUAAAAUUCAGCUCCCGCAAAGGGAAUUUUCGUUAUCCUUGGGAGUAAAACCGUCUAAUAACUCCUAUCUAGCACAUCACCGGGCGCCGCCGCCGUCGCCGCGCCGGGCGGUGAGUCACAUCACGGCUCCGCCGCUAUUCCCGGGAUGCCCGGUACACAACCCCCUCGGAUCGCGCGCGCAUUGUGCCGCGCGCGCGUACGUCACACGCGCGCGCCCGCCGAGAACCGCCGCGAGAGCCGCGCCGUAAUCGAAUUUAUCGUCCGAAAUGUAUUUCCGGGGCGCGCACCGUCGUGUACAUAAAGGGAUACGUUUUCCCCGCGGGGUUUUAAAACGUCGCGCGUACUCUGCCGAAUAUUUAAUAUAUAUAUACACACGAUAAUGCGAGUAUAAUAAUAUAUACGUAUAUAUUAUAUUCGGAAACGUUGCUCGAAAAGGGGACGCGACGACGCUGCACGGGUGUAUAAUAAUGUGUAUAUAUUAUAUGAGUUCGCAUUGGAUGACGUAAAUGAUAAUACGACCGCCGGGCGGGUUUUUUUUUUCCCUCUCCCCGUUACCCGCUUUCCCCGCGUUCGUGUAUAUAGGUAUGGUUUCAAAACCGGAGGGCCAAGUACAGAAAACAGGAAAAGCAAUUGCAAAAGGCUCUGGCCCCGCCCUCGAUGCUGCCCGGAUGCAACGGGGCCGCCAUGAUGCGAAACAUCUACCCGUCGGCCUCCAGGACGUACCAAGCGUACCCGCACCCGAACAGCAUGAACAGAUACCAUCCACAGGUAUGCGUGCGUGUAACUCGUAUAAUUCUAUAAUUCAUAAUAAUUUAUAAUAUAAUAUUAUAUUUGUCGUAUUAUUGUCGUCUCAAUGUUGCCGUGUAUUAUUGCGUAUUGCGUAUUUAGACUACCCUUACGGAUUUUAAAACAAAAAAGUCUCUAUUCCCAACCCCCCUCCUCCCACCGAUUAUCUAAGAUGCAUACCGUCAAAUACAUAACGUUUUGAUCCGUGUGCAACGGAUACUUAAAAAGCAAAUAUUUGUAUUAUUUCGUAUUGCCCGCUGUUUUUUCCGUUUUUAGAGCAUUUUUUUUUUGGUAAUUAUUUGUCAGUUUUUAAGUGCUUAUUAACCAAUACGAAUUAACAGUUUAAAAUUAGACGAUUCGUAAUAUUUUUUCAAGUAAUUUUAUUUUGCAUGUGAUUUGCUUUAAUUUAAUCGCAUUUAGGUGUUUUUUAUACUUUCAUUAAGUAUUAUUUUUCAUUAUUCCAGUUCAUUAUUCUAUUCUUAUUACGACUGUGGUGGUGCGUCAUUCUGCUCGAAUUAUUAACAACAAAAUAAAGUUAAACACUUAUAUUUCGCGGUUUUUUCAUUUCUGCAGUACCUAUUAUUUUGUUAAAUUACAUUUUAUUUUUUUUAUUUUAGAAAAAUUAAUUUUGUUUUUAGUGAUUUCAUCCCGAGCAUUUUUUGUUUUACAUUAAAUGCACAAAUACUAAUUAUACUUAAACUGUUACAGUUCUAUAAAACUUGUAACUGGGUAAUUAUUGUGAUUUUUUUUUCCCUUGGUGCGCAAUUCCGAUUUGGUUUUCGCAGGUUAUUCCAUUGCAACAAAGUGGUAUUAAAUACAUAAGUUGCCUACCAAAAUAAAUAAAAAAAAGAAAUGAAAAAUUCGAAUUAUUAUUAUUAUUAAACAUCGAUUACUAGGUAUAACAUUGUGAUGUUAAGUUAACAAUCUCAAGUUAAUAAAUUGGUUUAUGUAUCGGCUAGAACAGUUUGAAUGAAAAAAGCUUACACAUUUUAAUUUAAUUUUUCGAACUUUUAUACUAUUUUCUAUUUAUUUUAUUUCGAAGUAGGCAAUUUUUUUUAGAAAUUAUUGUUUUAAUUCAUACUAUUGUUUGAAAUUGAUAUAAAUUAUUUACAAAGAAGUUAUUAUUAUUAUUAUUAUUUUUAUUGAUAUGCUACUACAAUUAUUAUUGACGUACAUAGUUUAGUUUUUAACGAUUUUCAAGGCAUACAUCUUGUAAAGAAAGUUCUUAGAUAUUGUAAUAUAACCAAACAAUUUUUUAUCAAUGUAUUUUAAAAGAAUUAUUUUUGUUGAUUAAAUUAUUAUUUCGUUUUAUUUUUGACCAUUUUCUACCACAUUUAUUCGUGUAUAUUAUUAUUAUAAUAUUUAAACGCCUCGGCAAAGAAAUACGCAGCGGAAUACUAAAUUUAUUCCCGAUUUUUGAUUCUGUAAAGGUCUAACAAGACCUAACCUAACCUAACCUAACCCGUUUCGUAAGAAUAGUUAGAACCAUUUUACCUCAAAUAAUUCGUCUAUUUUACACGACAAAAACUAAUUCGAAAAUAUUUGCAAACUGCAAUGUAACAAAAUAAUACGAGUUUUACAUCCCGUAUAUUUUAUACGCGAUUUAUAUUUCAAUAUCCUCAAAUAACCUUAGUUAUCCGCUCCUAAAAUAGAUGACUUCUUUGGUAUAAUAAUGCGCAGUAUUAUACGAAUAUGUAUUGGAUAUUUGAAUUGUCCAUUUUAUAAAUGGAAGUAUUUCCCGGCAACCCGUGGAAAUUGCAUGACAGUCAGAGCCAGUUCGUCUCUAUAACGGUUGUCGUAAUGUUUUUUAACUGCAGCAUACUAUAAUUUAACUCGUGAUUUAAUUUUUUCAGAUGUCGUCUAGUUCAUACAUGUCUACUGCUGUGAUGAGUCAACCGUUCACAGUUACGAGCCAUCAUUCGAAUCCGGCGGCUUCUUCAAAUCAGUCUUCUAUUACGACACCCGCAGGUUAGGUUAUAAUAAUAUAUUACUGUCAUUUACCAAAAUGAAAAUCAUUGUAUUGCAUUGCAUUUUUUUACAUUGUUUAACUAAUAAUUAUAUAAUCGAGAGUUAAGCCGCAAGACAUUGAUUUAAGUAGUGACACGGGAGUAGUGCGAAUAAUUUCAAGUAGAGUCAAUCUUGAUUUACAUCAUGAGUAUUUGUUACUUAUUGUAUACCUAUAUCUAUAUAUUUAAGGACCACGUACCACGUUUGAGAAUAGGAGUGGAAUGGGGGGCUAAGCAGAUUAAAGAUUCUUCGAAAUUGCCUGUAGUCCCCUCCCAGAAAACUUACCAAGCAAGAAAUAUUUUAUCCUUACUCUUUUUUUAUUUUAUUUUUUUGCGAAAAUGUAAAACAUAUAUUGAAAGCUUAUUCUAUAUCACAGAUAUAAAUAAAUGUUUAGUGUUGUGAGGGGCGUUUUUUGUAUGAGUUUCGUAAAGUAUAAAAAAAAUUAUAAGGUAAUAAUAUCAAAUCAAGUAGCUUGUUACAGCUAAUCAUUUAAUUCUAAAAUAAGAUAAUCGACGUGAUUGAACAAACAUUAUUACCUUUUUAUCUCUUCAAAUUAGUAUUAGUACACUGAAUACAAAUUUUUGGUGCACUAUAAUGAACACUUAUAUAAUACACUAUACUUCACUUCACUAUUAUGAAGUAACACGAUAGUCGGUACUACAAUCUAGUUCGUUUAGCUAGGAAUCUAAUCUACCUGUCGGUACGAAUCUGGUAAUAUUUUGCGGGCAAAGUAUAAUUUGCCCGAUGUUUUUGGAUAGUAAAAUAAAAUACUACUUUGCCGGUCAGAGUAUACUUAGUUCAUUAGUCUCACUAGUAAAUUGCGCAUUUUAACGUCGUGUUCCUAACUGGUGUUUACACUUAUCGGUUUGAGAUAAAUUGAACGAUGGGUAACUCAAUAUAAUAAUCAUACAUUAUAUGAUACGCUAGCCACUCCACACACAUUUCUGUCCGAACUAUUCCAAUUAUUUCACUUACGCAAUAAUGGCUAAUCGGCCAUUGAGAUAAUUUUUUUGUUAUUAAUCGUUAGUAAUAUUUAUCGAUAGAUAUAACUGUAUUAAAAAAUGUAAUUCGAAAUGUCAUUCUAAUAAUAAUCGUUCGAACAAAUAGUAAUAUGAUCCGGGCAAUGCAUAAUUUUAACUACAUUGCCCAUCAAAAUCGGGCAGUACCACAAUGCCAGAACACAUUGCUUGAUAUUCUACUUUAUCCACAACAUAUACAUUUAUACAUUACAUAUUACAGGGUAAUUCACUAAGUGUUAAGUUUUCUAUAUAUAUUUACAUUUUAAUUUUUAGAAUUUUUAAAUGUAGUUAAGCCCGACCUUUUUAAAUACCUAGAAUUUUCACCACAUUUAAGGAGUAUCCUGUAGCGAUAUUAACUUUGGUUUUUCAAAUGAGAACCUAUACUAAAAAUUUCAUAAACUAAAUUAUUCCAGUAAUAUUCUCGUUAGCGAAUUGACAGAAAUCAAAAAUGUUAACAUCAAGAUGUAUUUAAAGUAAUACUCCAUCUAUUUAUAUAGGGUGAUUACGGGAAGUAAUAAGAUUUAAAAAUAUAAAGUUUAUACAAAUUCUAUACCGAUAUGUAAUAUCUGAAACGUGCGAUUUUUUUUCCCUAUUGGACAUUUUACAACGUUGUACGAGUACGUUUCGUUAGGUACGUUCUAUUAUAUCGAUUUGUAAUUAAACGGUUACGCCGUGAAAAAAUUGCAGAACACUUUUAACUCCUUGUAUAAAGUGUUUUUAAACUAAAAACUAAAACGAUUUUACGAAAAAUGUUAUAGUUUUUUUUUCUCUUCUACAGUUUUUCUUAAACUUUACAUCGAAAACUACUGGGAAUUCGUAUAAUCCUGAAGCACCAUCUGUAUCCUAUAGAAAAAGGGACGUAUAAAACUUUCGAAACACUUUCGCCGUCUCAAUAGUCAUAAAUGCAGUUUUCUGCAAAAAAAAAAAAAAAUUAUUAUCAUUCCUAAAAUCUACAGCUCUCGGUGAAAAAUCUAAAAUAAUCUGAUCAUUUUACUGUAUUAUGUGAGGUUGAAAAAUUAAAUUCAUAUAAUCAAAUAUUCUAUUGACAAUUUAUUUUAUCGAUAAUACAAAUUAUAAUAUAAUAUUAUACAUACAAUAUUAUUAUUUCCGUACGUAGUGAUGAUAAUAUUUAUGUUUAGGACUCGCGCUGAUAGAUUUCAGAACAAAACAAUGUUUGGUUUUAACCACAUGUCAUGGUAUUUCUAGCAGCUACAGCGUAAUAUUAUAUAGUUAAUAGCAAUCAGAUUUUAAAUCUACAUUCACGUAAUCGAGAUUAUAUCUAAAGUUUUAUAUUAUUUUUAUCUUCUGUCUGAAGCGAUGGAAAAUUUGCUCGUUAUCUUGAUGGAAUAAUUUUUUGUUAUUUCUAUUCAGGUCUCGCAUUACGUGGCGCUGUUUUUUAUGGAAAUGAAUUGUGACUGAUAAAUAUAAAUUAAAGUCGCAUAGAUAAUCAUUUAUAAUUAUAAUUUAUAGAGUAUUAUUAAAAACUCGAGUUGUGUGUUAUCGAUUAAUUCCUCUAGGUACAAUUUCAGUUUUAAUUACACCUGACAUGUCAAAAUUGCAUUAUGUACGUGACAUUACUCCCCCUAUUCCGGAAACUAUAGUUUCCUACUCGACUUUUAAAUUAAGUUAUUUCCCAGAACCGGAACGGGCCUUCUGAUUCAGUACAUUAUUAGUAUAGUUUCGGGUUUUUUACAAGCGUGGGAGCCCGUAAAACAUUAUAUAAACUGUUUGAUAAAACGUGCAAUCCAAUACUAUUUAUACUUUACUAAAAACCUACCCAAACGUUUUGAAUAUAGUCUACUGCGGUUAACUGUGUAUUGUGGUUUCAUUCCAACCACUAUUCACUAUAUAUUAUAAAUGUUCAAACGAUUUGUAAAACACGUUGGUUUUGUUUUCAGGAAUGAUGCCCGAAGAAGAAUGGUACAAUAAGAGUUUGUCGGCAUUGCGAAUGAACUCGGGUCACCAUCCGAACCUCACUACGCCAAUGUUACAAUACCAAACAUAGAGUUGCUGUGAUAAUUAAUCAUAAUAUAUUAUAAUAUAGUUACAUUUUAUUAUUGGUGCCAAUAAUAUUGAAUUAUUUAUGAGAUUUAUGCUGGGCGUUGCAUGGACGUCCAUUAAACGUUUUAACCUGAACUACUAGAGUUUUAAAAAAUGAUAAUAUGAUUGUGUAUAAUGAUUCAUUAAGCUUUCAUUAAAUUAAAUGGUCUCCUAAACUGCAGGAGCUAAUCAGUUCAUUAAAUUAGAGGUGCGAACUAUUCGGCUCGUUAAAAAUUAUAACAUUGAUUUAUUCAUAGAUCUGGUAUUCAAAGCUAUAUCUAUACGGGCUUAUCACAAAAUUAUAUUCGUCCUAUUUUGAUUAAAUUUUCAUAAUAAUAAUCAAAAACUAACUGGGUGUAAAUGAAUUAUAAACCAUCAUAAUAUAGGUACCUAUUUAAUGAACCGUUUAUGCGACUCAUGAGACUCUCCAAAGGUUCUUCAAAAUUGUUUAGUGGCCACGUUUUUUGAUAAGCCCACGUAUUAUACGUAUAGUUAUACAUAUAUCUUUGGUUCCAGGGAAGAAGGGCUUAAGUCAAUUUUAGGAUCUUUUUUUUAUUUAUUUAAUUGUGUUUGUAAUUUGUUUCCUUUUUUUUUUAAAUCUAAAUGGUAUAAGCGUUCGUAUGUAUAUUAUUUAAAUCAUAUACAAUGGAUGUAUAACCAUAGCAUAUCUCGUCCGUUUAAAAAAUUUGAAUCUUAAAUAAGCAGCUGGUUAUCUGCGUAUACAAAAGUAUACUUGUUGCAUAUUUUAUCUGAAUAGUUUAUUUUGCCCAUGAAGAAUAAUUAUGACUGAUAAUUGAUAAGCAUAGUUAAAUAUGCAAAGAGUAUGUUCGUGGCAUGCACAAAUAACGCGUCUCAUCGGGCGUACCGUCACUUAUAUGCACUUCGAAUUAUAUCGGUACAUCAUAGCCUAUAUAUAUAUAUAUAUUAGUAUAUGAUCUAAGGAAUACAAUGUUAUACUAAAAUUACUGUUAAAAGAAACUACUACUAUUAUUACAACCAAAAUAUCUUAAGUCACUACGAUGAAUUUUUUGUUUAGUAAAAAGGCACACGUCGUAUGCGACUAUAUGACUUAGCUAUUUAGAACGCCUGCAUUUAGGUUAGGCCAUUUCGAAAUUAUGCCAUUAAGUAAUUCGGUCGUUUACUAUUUAGAAAUUGUGCCACUAUAUACCAUUCAGUAGAUUAGAUUAUUGAAUCUGCUUCUGUUAACACAAUACUUUCUUCUCCGGGGCUAAAGAUAUUAUUGUAAACCUCUCCUUACCCUAUUAUAUUAUAUUAUUAUGUAUACCUAAUGUUACGCGUGUCUCUAAACUCUUUUUUUGGCGAUUCGUGUACAAAAAACCGUAGGAUUUCCUUUACUCUAUAUAAUAAUUAAUAUUAUUAUAUUUAAUUUAUUAUAUAAAACAAUUUCAUGUACAUAUUAAUUUUUUUUUCGGUUUGAUGUUUUUUUUUUUUAAUUUUAACACUUGCGAUUUAUAUUAAUAACAUACCUAGAUGUUUAUAUACUUUUUUUUGAUUUUUACGAUUGAUUAUAUAUUAUUAAAAUAAUAUUAUUUUACUGAAUACCGUCUAUAAGAUAUUAUAACGUAAUAAUAUAUUAUAGGAUUUUUUGUCAAUGGAAUUAUUGUAAAUAUUAUAUACACGUUUUCAUAUUAUAUAAAACGACAUGUCAGAGGAUAUUUUUUUUUUGUUCGUUCAUUAAGCAACGGCAAC